AUGUCAAAUCCCGAAAGUUCAAAGGCAAAGAGCUUCAAGAACGACACGGAGAGCUCUUCAGGUACAAAUGAAAACACAAGUCAGUUGCCCACGGCGGAUUUACCGGCAUCCAAUCCCCCCGGUGAACUAAGGGCGAACUUUGCCUCGAUAACACCACCGGGAUCCCAUGCCUCGACCACGACCAAGAAGAAUGAGCGCACAGUGGCCGUGAAGCCGCAGUCGUCGCCGUUAUUGUCUACGACACCUCCGCUGGUGUCAAAGGCAUUGGUCAACUCUUACCCGUACUUGUUGAUCAUCAACAAGCUAUUGUCGAUUAUGACGUGGACCAACGAAGACUACUGGGUCAACGUGGUGCUCAUUUCGUUGUACGCGUUAGCCAUUUUAUACUUUGAGAGCAUCGUGACUUGGUUUGGACAUUUGAUCAUUGCUGCCGUAAUAACACUAUAUGCCUUGUUGAACAACAAGAUCAUCGAGGAGGCAAAUUUGCACCCGACUUUGGACGAUGUCGUGCAAGCGUUGAAUUCAACCUGUAUCAAAGCUGACAUGUUGCUUUUGCCAAUCACGUCACUUGGAUUGACGGCUUAUGACAUCAAGAGACUUUUGUUCACCACCAUCUUUUUAACUCCAGUUUACCUCAUCAUCACUUUUCUCUUCAUCAGGCCCAGAAUCAUUUUGCUCUUUACUGGUAUAUUCAUCAUGACGUAUCAUUCGUCUUAUUCCAUUGUCAUUAGGAGAAUGCUUUGGAGAAUAAAAGCUGUCAAGUUGGUCUGUUUCUAUUUAACAGGCUUGGAUUUGUCGCAAUCGAGAAACCAUUCACUUUUUGCAGCUGCUUUUGCCAAAGUGCAAAGAAACGAGGACACUUUUGGCGCCAAGCCUUCAAAGCCAGUGCGCUUCACUUAUGUCAUUUAUGAGAACCAAAGAAGGUGGUUGGGGAUCGGCUGGACUUCAAACUUGUUAUCGUACGAAAGAGCCGCUUGGACCGAUGAGUUUCUCAACGAGAGCAGCUCGAUUGAUCUGUUCAAAUUGCCCAAUGCUUCAGACACGGACAAUUUGCCAUUUGACUCGAAUCUUCAAGGAGCCAAUUGGAAGUGGGUCGACAAAACGUGGAGGUUGGAUUUGACCAACGAUGGAGCCAUUACAUUGCCCGCGUCGAAAAUCUCCAAAACCACGGCUAACCCCACAUCAGAUGAAGGUUACAUAUACUAUGACAAUGUAUGGAAGAAGCCGUCGACCGAGGAUAGCUUUUCGAAAUAUACAAGGAGAAGAAGAUGGAUUCGAACAGCUGAGUUGGUGUACGAUAACGUCGCCAGCGCUGUAGCUGAAGAGAAGUUGGAAAAGUCCGGCGACUCGGUCAAAGCCACUGGUAGAGACCCGGUGCACGAUAAAAAGAUUAAAAACUUACGAUUUGCUGAGGCGACGGAGAUCGACGACGCUGUCAAAGAGACCACUGCUGCGGUGCCUGCAAAAGAAGGAAAGGUAAAAGGAAAGCAAGAAGAAAAAGAUGAAGAUAAAGUCAUUGAAGUAGUUGAUAAGAAAAAUUUAUAG
Molecule: messenger RNA, 1545 nt
Organism: Lodderomyces beijingensis
Lineage: Eukaryota; Fungi; Ascomycota; Pichiomycetes; Serinales; Debaryomycetaceae
Source: the annotation of a GenBank genome assembly